Molecule: messenger RNA, 3001 nt
Organism: Nelumbo nucifera (sacred lotus)
Lineage: Eukaryota; Viridiplantae; Streptophyta; Magnoliopsida; Proteales; Nelumbonaceae
Product: transcription factor bHLH74-like
Biological process (GO): regulation of DNA-templated transcription
Cellular component (GO): nucleus
Molecular function (GO): protein dimerization activity; DNA-binding transcription factor activity
Source: RefSeq, a predicted model, not a curated record
ACCUCCGCUGCAAGCUUGGAACUCCACUGAAUUACUUAUUCCAUUUCCCUUGUAAUUGAACUAGAGUAGGUUUUUUUAUUUAUUUUUAGAGUAGCUUUUUUGGGAAAAUCUCUAAAGGGUUUCUGCCAUCCUGAAUUCUGAUACUGCCCUUUUAGCUAUUGUUGAAUUUGAAGUCUGAAACUUUACCAACCCUAUAGCAUUACUAGCGUUUCUGUUGGAUAUUACUUUCAGCAUCUGUCUUUGGUUCAAGUUUCAUAUGCUCCUCUCUUGGGGUUGAACAACGGAGUUUUAAGCCUAUCUGGAUUGAGUCCAUGGUUAAUUGAUUACGGGAUGCUGAUAUUUCGUUUCUUUCAAAAAUAAAAGAAAAAGGGAAUCUGCUUUCCCUUUUUUGUGAGUUUGGUGAGCUGUUAACUAAUGCCAUUCUUUUCUUGUUUGUCUCCUUUAUGCUCUGAAAGGUUCACUUUCUUGUCUGUGGGGCUUUUUUUUUUWWAAAAAAAAAGAAACAUUAGUAUAGACCUGAUUUAGGGUUUCAGAAAGCAGAGGUAAGUUGCUGCUGCUGUGUAGAUUAUAUGCCUGGUGCACUGGAUUUCGCCUUUUCCUUUGUGUAUAUAGGAUGCUGUAACUGAGGCCAUCUUUUGCUUUAAUCUCUUCCUUGCUCUAUAAAGCUGCCAUGGUUACUUGUUCCUUGUUGAGUCCUGCAAGAAAUUACCAGCUGUUUUUAGUCAAACCCACUUUGGCUUUUACUUACAGAGCUUCUAUUUUAAGUUAACUUGCUAUUUCAAUUGCAUUUCCUGGUUUUGGGAGAAACUCUGAAUUAGGGUCUCUUUUUUUAUUUUUUCGUGGAAUAGGUUGAACUAAGUAUAUUGUUUUGAACUUAUUAGUCUCGUUUAGGGGACAUGGGUGCUGGUGAUAACGGGAAUCUGGGGUUCCAACAGAGAGGUGGAAGUCUUUUAAAUUAUCCAUCUUCAGGGAUGAUGUACAUGCCUGAGAAGGUUGUUGGGAUGACAAUGAGCACGAUGCCCAUGUGUAAACCUUCCAAUCUAGUAGACUCAUCAUUCGGUUCUGCUUGGGAUCCAUUUGUUUCACAGGCACAGAACGUGGAGUUUCAAGCUUCUUCAAUGGCAUCUCGUCAAAUUGUUACUUCUCACUAUGGUGUUGGCUCGCUGGAAAACCAAGAAAUCAGCACUGAUCCUCGCCUUGUUCAGUUUCCAUCUGAUGCUAACCUUGUUAACCUAGUACCCAAGUUACCAUGCUUCGGCAGUGGGAGCUUCUCUGAUGUGGUUAGUUCCUUUGGUUUGCCUCCGUGUGGCCAAAUUGUUAAUUCCGAGUGUCCUUCUGAUUGCCCUUCCUCGAAUAAGGAGAAUGGUACUGAGAUAACCUCAACAAGUCCAAGGGAUGGUGUUCAUGCCACGGUCUUUCAGGAAGACCACCACCAUAUUUUAGACGAGGGAACUGGGGGGCCUUCACCUAAUGGAAAGAAAAGGAAGAGAGUGCCUGAGAGCCAUUCUCAACUUGAUCCCAGACAGAGUGAGAUUGAACCGCAAAGAGAAGUUUCACAGGAGAUACUAGUUGGUCCCAAGGAGCAGGACGACAAAAAACAGAAAAAGGAGCAGAAUGCAGGCACUAAUUCGCGUUGUAAGUUAACAGGUAAGCAAGCUAAAGACCAGUCCCAGAAUGGGGAAGGUCCAAAAGAAGAUUACAUCCAUGUAAGAGCCAGAAGAGGCCAAGCUACCAAUAGUCACAGCCUGGCAGAGAGGGUUCGAAGAGAAAAGAUCAGUGAGCGGAUGAGAUAUCUUCAAGAUCUUGUUCCAGGAUGCAACAAGAUUACCGGGAAGGCAGUAAUGCUCGAUGAGAUUAUCAAUUAUGUGCAGUCACUACAACGGCAGGUUGAGCAGUCACAAGAAUAUUCCCUGACCAUGGUCGCAGCAGAUGCUAAAACACAAGCGGACCACUGCAAGUUUCUGUCUAUGAAACUUGCCACUGUCAAUCCCGAGAUAAACAUUGAUAUAGAACAGAUUCUUUCAAAAGAUGUAAGUAAGACUGAGAUUCUUCAUUCGCGGGGUGGCAGUUCAGGUAUUCUUGGAUUUGCUCCAGCAAUGAGCUCUUCUCUUCCACAACAACACAUCACUCAGCCGGAUGGAGCCUUUCUAAUCCAGGGUUCAAAUCCACAGUUAACCACCAUGUCUCAGGCACCUAGUGCAUGGGAAGAUGAGCUUCAAAAUGUUAUGCAAUUGGGGUUUGUUCCUAAUCCAACUGUGGACAAUCUUGGGCAGAAUGGCUGCAUGAAGGUGGAGCUAUAAAUGUGAGUUUUGAAGGGAAGUUGCAUCCCUUCUAACAGGAAGCUUCAACCAGUCUUCAUUUAAUUACACACUUUCACUACAAGAUCAGUAGGAAAAAAAAAAAAAUUAAGAAAUUCUUCGGAGCUGUAUAGUCCAUUGCUCCUAACAAUUUGUUCUUCGAGUUUUAGCAGAAGAAGGUGACUUCAUAGGCACAAACCGUGUAUAGUCAGACAGCAUAGAUGACUUGAUCGGGAGAGGUGGUUGUUUUCAUGGAUGUUAUAGUAUAGAGGUUGUAUUUGAUAUGCUUUGUUAGAGUUUUCAGAAUCUGUAACAAAUAGAUUGUUAAUAGAGUGCACCAAGUUAAGAAAUGCGUUUGAAGCUCAUGGGUCCAUUGUGAGAGGUGAUUGUUUUCAUGGGUGUUAAUAGUAUAGAGGUUGUAUUUGAUAUGCUUUAUUGGAGUUUUCAGAAUCUGUAACAAAAAGAUUGUUAAUAGAGUGCACUAAGUUAAGAAAUGCGUUUGAAGCUCAUGGGUCCAUUGUGAGCUUGAUUUGGGGUGCAUUUCAUCUGUUGAAAGCCUAGCUUUAUUGUACUACAAUAAGAGUGUAGUAUGAGUUUCUCCUAUUAUGUUUGUUUGUGUUUAAAGACCUCUAAUGCAAGUUGUGUUUGUACUGGUAUACAAGAUGCUUACGUCAAGAUUAAUGAAUGAGAUUUGGUUUCAAGUA